GUUGGCAUUUGGCAUAUUAUAAUUUUCUUAUUUUUCGGCUCAGCUGAAAUCAACAUUAAUAUAUAAUUGCCUUGUUUUAAUGGUUUAAAGCUAAAUAAUCAAUUAUGCAUGUAUCAUUUACAUAAUUUAGCACAUUAUUUGGAAGUUUAUUAUAAAAAUGACAUCGAUUACAGACGGUGAACAUCACCAAACCAAAAAGUUACGUUUCAAGACAGUUUCUAGUGUUCAGCAGUCUUUGAGUGAUAUCAGUGGAGAUAAAAGUACUAAAGAAGUAAAAUGCAAAGAUGGGGACAAGUCGGCAUCAUUGUUUGCAUUUUUACAUGUUGAGCUCACUCGGGGCUAUUUACUGGAACAUGACGAAGAACGCUUUUCGGCAAGGCGGGAAAAAGUGUACUCUUUUAUAAAAAUACCUCAAGAAUUGGAGAAGUUCAUGGCCUAUGGUUUUUUCCAAUGUGCUGAUUCUUUGUUGUUUGUUUACACAUUUCUUCCCUUGAGAUUUCUAAUAGCAUUUUGGUCUUUUUUUAACAGACUCGUUAGGAGAUGUUUUGGAUUGUAUUCACAUCCUAACAAAAGUAUUUUAAAACCAGCAGAGACAUGUGAUGUGCUCAAGGGCUUUAUAUUAGUUAUAUGCAGUAUACUAAUGUGUUAUAUAGAUACAAAUAUGAUGUAUCAUUUAGUGAAAAGUCAGAGUGUUAUGAAGUUGUACAUAUUUUAUAAUAUGCUGGAAGUUGGAGACAGAUUGUUUUCUGCAUUUGGUCAGGAUACAAUUGAUGCACUAUUUUGGACUGCAACAGAGCCAAGAGAUAGAAGAAGAGAGCACUUGGGUGUUAUCCCACAUCUUUUAUUUGCCAUGACCUAUGUGUUUUUACACAGUUUGUUAGUGUUGUUUCAAGCUACAACACUUAAUGUGGCUUUCAACUCCAAUAACAAAAGUCUUCUUAUUAUUAUGAUGUCAAAUAAUUUUGUAGAGUUAAAAGGAAGCGUAUUUAAGAAGUUUGACAAAAACAAUUUAUUUCAAGUGUCUUGCAGUGAUGUUAGAGAACGGUUACACUUGUCUGUUCUGCUUUUUAUUGUGGUUCUGCAAACUAUGAAAGAAUACAUGUGGAAAGAAGAACGUUUCUGGAUCCUUGCUCCUGACUGUAUUCUUGUCCUCACUUUUGAAGUAAUCAUUGAUUGGGUAAAACAUGCUUUUAUUACAAGAUUUAACGAAAUUCCAUAUGGAGUGUAUAGAGAAUAUACAGUGAGCUUGGCUUAUGAUGUUGCACAGACUAGGCAGAAAUAUGCAUUCAGUGAUCAUUCAGAUUUGGUGGCUCGAAGAAUGGGUUUUAUACCUCUCCCACUUGGUGUGGUUAUAACAAGAGUGCUUGUGCAUGCUGUCAAAGUUGAUGGGUUAGCGGCCAUAUUGUUGGUAUUCAUCGCAUAUCUGAGUUUGAUAUCGGUACGAGUACUUGUGUCGAUUGUAAUAUUGGGUAAAGCUUGUGACUUGAUUGCGCAACACCAGACAGACAAGAACGAUAACAUUCAUCCAACACCGAAAAAGGAGGCAAAGGAUUUGUACAGUAGGGAGACACCGACCCCGCACAAAUCUCCUGAAGUGGAAGUAGCGCCUCAUAAAAGUCCAGCCCAGUUGCAAUAUCUUGUAUCAGAAGAUGCCAUUAUGACCGAGCCUUUAGUGGACGCAUCUGUUGGAGCAGCAGCGCUGUUUUCUAACAGCGCCAUUGAUUUAAAUGGUGUUUGUUACCUCAAUGAUAAGAUGAACGCUCAAAUCAAGCAAGAAUCUGGUGAUUAUUUAGAUACAGAAAUUGGCGACGUGAGCCGCAGUGCGCCCGACGUGCAGUGCGGCGCGGCGCCGGCCGAGGCGGAGCGGCCGCGCUCGGCGGAGGGGGCGCGCGAGGGGCUGACGCGCCGCGCCGAGUCCGAGCCCAACCUCGCCAAGGCCGACGAGGACGCCGCCUAGCACUCUGUGCUGUUUCAUCCAUAUAUUGUAAUUGUUUCAUUUACACGGUCUAGUCUUGGUUUGGUUGAAUAAAUUCAUUACGUUGGUUUUACGGUGAUACGGAACCAGUCGGGCGAGUGUGUGCAAUGGUAUAUUAUAUUUGUCGGUUUUGUAUGAAUUUGUUGUCCAUGUCAUGACGGUGAUAUAUUUAUUAUUAUGAUAGCCUACCGGACCGCGUUGCAGAUUGUAUUGUGUAUGUAUGUACGUGUACUCCAUAAAUAUUAUAAAAUGUAAGUAGACAUAGGCGUUAAAUUCAGUCGAACUAUGUUAUUACACAACUCUAUAAUAAUUAAUAAUAUAGCCCUGUCGGUAUAUGUUCCAAUACCAAUAAGCAGAUUGUUGCGUGUAGGUACCUACUUUUGCGUUGUGUGAUUAGAUAUAUAUUUGACAAACUUGUGAUGGCUACUUGUUAUAAUCAGUAUCGUUUAAACAUAACAAUCUGAGUAGGAUUACCGUGUAAUUUAUUUUAAAUAUUUAUAUUGUAAAUAUACAUAACAUUAAUUAAAAAAUAAAAUCAGCAUGUUCAGCAUGUAUUUUUAUAUUGUGCGUUAGUUAGGUGAGAAAUACUUGUUAAUUGGCAAUAGAGUUAAAUUAUUGUUGCUUAAAUUUUAAGACUGAUAUGACUUGGGUGCUUAGAGUCGAGGAGUCCGUCAUAGGACUCCUUGGUUAUUUGAAUUAAAUGCUUAUACCAGUGCAAUUAGAAUUUAUCCUCGUAAUACAGUUAUAGUGAACGGUAUUGAAUAAUUUCGUUUUUUUUUCUCAUUAUCACAUAGAUAAAACUUUAUUGUUUAAAUUUUUUAUUAUUUUUCCUUUUUUCUAUCACCUUAAUUUCAAUCCUUAUUUUUAGGUUAAAAUGAUUCUUGCCAUAGACCACGAAUUACUCUACACAUUUAUUGUCCUAAGGGGCAUAGAUAUAUUUUCUUUGUUUCCCUAUUUCAUUUUUAACUGACUUCUUUUAUUAAUAUAAUAGAAAAUAAAAUAUCUUUGGUUCGAUUCCCAAGUAUGUAAAUUUUGUGUGGAUUUUUAAAAUACAGUACUAGGAUGGCGUCUACUGCUUUACUAUGAACAAAAGUAGUCGUAAAAACAAAGCCAAAAGUACCUACAUCAAGAAAAAUUGUGGUACGCUGAUACCACAUUGUAGUAAGAAAUACACAGAGGGGCAACUAGAAGCGGAAAUCCUUUGACAAAAUAAAUCAUACUUAUUCAAAUAAACCACGCUACAAAGAAACAUAUGACACACAGUAGGUCGAAACAAACGAUUUAUGCUUACUUUAAUCUAUAAUUAGCGGAAUUCUAACUCGGCAAAUUUCUUAAAAUUCCGGCUGGAACACUAAAAUAAUGUCUUAUUAUCUCAUUGCUAUGUGGGUAGUCCGAUGAUGUAUCCAAUAUUUCGGAACCUCAAGAAUUUGAUAGGCUUAUUCUAAACAUUUUUUUCACUCCUCUCUGAUUUUAAGGCGGUUUCCCAGCAAAAAGCCGCGGUAAAAAAAUUUUGGAAGCUAUAUUCGAAAUUUGUAAGUCAUACAAAAAAAAUAUACAUCAUAUUUCUACAAUAUGUUACCUUUACUUUGGUUGUUUUCAUUUUUAUAUAUUGUUUCCUUAUUUUUAUAAUGAUAGUGUUACUAAAAUUGUUGAUUUAACUUAUUAGAUAGACAAUUUUAUAAGGGAUAUUUUGGUAGUUUAAUAUUUUCAAAAAGACCUAAAAUUAAGUUUUUACCUAAAUUAUUUGUAUUACAUAUUAUUCUCGCCGUAAAUGUAAAGCUCAAAAGCUCAAGGCAGUUUGCUCGAGGGAAGGCCUUAAGAUUCCUCUCCAGUGCGAGUGUCGCCUUGAGACCUUAUUCUCUAUGCCACACGUUAUUUUGACCUUGUUUUGAGAUUUUGACAGCGCGUGACAAACACGUAACGCACCGCAUCUUUUUAAAGUCUAUAUAAUUUGGCAUACGAAAUACCAUUCCAUGGUAAUUUCAUGAAGAUAACGUAAUAAUGCUGCAUUUGCCUUUAAAAGGUCAUAGGGAAUAAGGCCUUGAAGCAGCAUUGUACUAUAUUUGUGUAGCGUCUCCAUCUAUCGGCUGUGUCAGGAACUUAAUAUAACAAUGUAGAACUAUCAAGUUAAAGGUUUUCUUUAUCAAAACUAUUCCAAAAUAUAUAUUUAAAGGAUCAUACAUUUUAUUAUGAUUCGUGUAAUCUACAUUACACAAUCAGUCAUACAUACGUUUUGAUCAUGCUCAAACGUCAGCAACGAAGGUCUAAAAUAUUGCUAAGAAAUAUAGUCUUCUACGCACCAUCUAUUGGAUUUUAAAGGAACUUUAUGUGUUCGAAUGUAGAGAGGUAACACAUUUUGUAAUUGUGUUUUCUCGUACGAUGGUAGAUAGCAGCUCGAUCACUUAAUCCCUUCUUCAGUAUAAUUUCCUGGGCGAAUUGAAAGAUACAGGAAAUUAAUAAUUACACCGUGUUCUAGUAUAAAACAAUUUGUCAUUUAAUUACCUUCAUAGGAAUUAUAUUACCUUCUUCUAAUCAAUAGGUUGUAAAAAUUAAUUACUCUUCCAAAGUUGUACCUAAACAUUUUUAUACAUAGAUUUGUUGGCUAUAUAUUGCAAAUAUUUUAUCAAUUAUACAGUUCAUAUUUAUAAGUUCAUAGCAAUAAUUUUCAUUACACUCAAAUAAGUGUUUUGUUUCGAUUCUUGAUUUUAUGAAAGUCCAGGUUGCAAACAAAGUUACGUCAUAAUGAGGGAUUGAAUGUUGUUACGAAAGAAUGCUAGAAAUAAGAUCAGUGUAGAUGUCUUUAGGGGAGAUUUAUGUUCAGGAGAAGAUAUAAUUUUUUUGCUGAUAAUACCUAUGUUAGGAGUACUGCUACCACUGGUAAGACAACCAACCAGGAACUGUUAGUUGCCGGCAAUGUACACUUUAAGAGAAAUCGUAAGGUGGAGGACGCUAGCAGCUAACCAGCCAGCUGUUGGCAGAAUGUGAAUUUGGAAUUGGGUGCAAAAGUAAAGUAUUCAAUAAAAAAUAGGCAAAUCGUAACCUUUGACGUCAACGUCUUGUUUCGUUGUAUAUAUUUUAAUCCCUAUUUGUUCCAUUUAUUUUAACUAUUUUAUUAUUUUCACUUGCAGUGAUCAAGGUAAUUAGGUGGAAUAAUUCAGGAAUGAGAGCAAAGCAGUACCAUCGCAUUUAGCAAGUUUAAAAACUGUAUAAUGUUUACGUGAAUUUUCGUUAUUAAUUUAAUUCUACUGCUAUCGUCACUGCAGGUAUUUUCAUUGCUUGCUAUGUAAUUACCUACUAUCGAUGGGUCUCUAAUGACUACGUUUAGUUUGUAGCGACUCCAUCUUUCUCUUAACAAAUAUAGAGAUAAGACAAUGCUG
Molecule: messenger RNA, 5352 nt
Organism: Manduca sexta (tobacco hornworm)
Lineage: Eukaryota; Metazoa; Arthropoda; Insecta; Lepidoptera; Sphingidae
Product: protein TAPT1 homolog
Exons: 11
Coding region: 158-1957 (599 amino acids)
Biological process (GO): positive regulation of cilium assembly; maintenance of protein localization in endoplasmic reticulum
Cellular component (GO): endoplasmic reticulum membrane; ciliary basal body
Source: RefSeq, a predicted model, not a curated record